Messenger RNA from Orbicella faveolata, 3538 nucleotides. RefSeq lists its product as uncharacterized. NCBI's taxonomy places the organism in Eukaryota, Metazoa, Cnidaria, Anthozoa, Scleractinia, Merulinidae. The record is from RefSeq and is a predicted model, not a curated record. Gene Ontology annotation, molecular function: RNA binding; GTPase activator activity; protein binding.
ACUGUACGGUUCACAGUUUAACAACCCUUGUAAUUUUCGGAUUUAGCAACCAUUUCCUUCUGCUCCCAAAGGAGGGCAAGUACUUUUGGUCAUCGAUUUCUAUUUGAUGGUAUUCUAAUACAUAGUAUAUGUAAUGGCGUAAAGAUGGGGAUGGGUUUGUUUUAGAGUUGUAGAAAACUUUGAUAUAAGGGACCCGCCAGGAAAGGCUAAUUUGUUGAGCUCACCGCUUGUAGCCGGUCAUGUAUUUAUGCUGCAUUACCUUGCUUCUCGCAGCAACCAGUUUGCUCUUUACGGUAUCUUGACGUUCAUGGUACAAACCUUGGAACAGAAGGCAUGGCAACUCUCCUGGCAGGAAUACAGCAAAACAGUUCACUCAUCAGUCUGAAUGCCGCAGGACACCAGGUGUCCCGUUUGUCAUUUUUAAUGGAGUUUUUAUACAGCAGCAUUUGUCAUCCCACUCUAGAGGAGUUGAUCCUGGAGAAUACUAAAGUUCUUGAACUUGAUGGAUGGAACCCAUCAGGCUUGUCAUUAACGGAGGGAAGUUCCAGUCUCACCAAACUACUCCUGUCAGGAUGUUCUUUGACAAACCAAACAUUGAGGACUCUGUCCGAAAAGGCUUCAGGCAAAUUACCUUGCCUUGUUUACUUGGAUCUCUCCAGUAAUGAACAGCUAACUGCAGAGUGUCUAUUGAGUAUUUGUGCCAUGACCUCUUCUCCAGGCCAAAGUUGCUCCUUAUCUGUGCUGGACUUCUCAUUAAACGCGGCUGAUGACAUUGCUGGUGAUAUCGAAAAGCUUCCUGGACUAAAAAACUUAAAGACGUUGCUUUUGAAAAAAUGCAGAAUUACCCCAGCGAGUGUAGUUGAUCUCUCCAAGCUUAUCACCUUGACAACGCCUGAUUUCUUGAGAAUUUCCUCUGUGACGCUGGACGGCAUCAAACUAUCAGGCGCAGACGCCUUGAAAGGCAUGCUGGGACUGUCAGACAUGUUUAUACCCACAAAUCCUUGCAGCCUGGAGUUGCUGUCACUCAUAGGGUGUGGCUUGAACGAUAGAGACGUAAAACCGCUGAUGAACGGCAUCGGCAAUGGACUGGUCAUCAAAGAACUGAGAUUAUCAGCAAACCGACUCACAGAUACAACCGUUAACUACUUAGUAGAUUCCUCUGGAACAGCGCUUUCUCUUCAAGCGCUGGAUCUUUCUUUAAACAAGAUUCGAAAUGGCGGAGCCCAGAAAUUAGCAGGAGCUUUGUCCGACAAACUGGCAAACCUGAAAAGCUUAUUGCUGGCUGACAACUGUAUCGGUCAGAUAGGAAUACUAGCUUUGGUCGGCAAGGUCGGUCCCGGCUCUCAAGUAGGAGUAUUAAACCUCAAGAGCCAACAACAAGCGUUGGGAGAGGAAGAUAUGGACGAAAUAAUGGAAGAGCUGGCGAAAUCACUAGGAUUUGACCCAGAAAACAGCGAAGGUUGUGCACCAGACAUCAGUCUUCCAGCAAACUUCACAAUCAAUCUUACCGGGUUAGGAGGUGAACCCGGUGAACUGGGACCUAAACUCGACAGUCAAGCCGUGCUGACAGAUUACAGUGCCAAGCACCGCAGAACCUUGACGUUUAAAGAUGUACUCCAGCUGUCAGCGGUCCUGUCCCAAUCAGAAAACACGAGGGCUAUAAUGAGUCAGAGCGACUGGGACCGAGUCAUCAGCGCCGAUAAAGACGCUCCGGCGUGGUUGCAACUUUCAUCAAAACGCGAGUGCGCUGUGUACGUCAGUAACCUGCCGCUGAGUGUCACUGCAGAAAAACUUGAGGGACAACUGGAUAGCGAAGCGGAGUGCAAUGUUGUGGAAGUUUAUUUGCUGAAGGAUCAAAUUCUGAGGAAACCAAAUGGUUUAGCGUGGGUGCUGUUCACAGAUUCUGCAUCUGUUCAGCGGGCAGUGGAAUACUACAACUCAGGUCAGGCCUUCAUGUACGGCACGCCAUUUGUUAUCUCCACCCUGAAUGUUGAUGUUAUGGCCGACACUGGAUCCGAAGAAAAUGCUGAGGCUAAAGCAAGACAAGAGGUGAUACAACGUGCUGAAGGUCGUAAAGCGGAUCAAACUGCGCAUGCACAACUGGUUCAGUCGAACUAUAACGAGAGUCUUGCGCGUCACGAGUAUGCGGCCCAGCAUCCCGCCUACGCAGAUGGCCGAGUGUGGUGAGCUGGUGCCGAGGGUCCAAUCAGGACAGGAAGCCCUUUAAAAUUGUUGUAGUUCUAGCAUCGAAGCUUCCCUGGGCUGAUUGUUGGCGAAGAGCAAACCAUCAAAGUCGCAAGAAUCCGAACCGUCUAAUUGUUUAAUUAUAACGCUCUGAACGGUUCUUUCAAACAACAACAACAACAACAACAACGACAACAACGACAAAACUGAAGAACAUUUCCCUUUUAGAGCCUUCACUUAAACGCGAAGUGGAGGCCAUUUUCGAAGAUUGUCCACAGCCUCCCUCCUUCGUUUAUUCGACGGCCUCUGUGUUGACAGACCGCGCGGUUACAUCUUGUAUCCAAUAUUUGGUUUAUGGGUAAUGUUAAAAGAGUGCAUUUCAACUGUGUGCUCGUACAUAUUACUCUGGUCUGAAGAGUUUUCAACACUACUUAAUUAUUUAUUUUUAAAUAAAGGAUGUGUAAUAUUUUGCUAAAGAAUUUGUCCAUAUUUUGUGAAUGUUUAUGGACCACAGAGUGUUUAUAUAAGAAUUUGAUCUGUUUGUAAAUAAAACAGGAAACCAUUGAUAGACGUUUCGCCUUUUCACUUCAAAAAGAACAGUUCCCGAAAACGAGUGUUCAGUGUUCAGAGAGAAGGAAUGUGAAAUCUCUACUGCCCGUGAAAUGCAGCAGUCAAUUGAGGCUGGGAUGUCCUGCCGUCAGUGCUUGUGACGAUCUUUUAUUUUUCUUACAAGACGUGACGAUAUUUCAUUUGCCUUACAUGAAGUGUAUUAGACUGCAUGGAAGCCCAGAUGUAUGCCUGUUCAGACCAGUUCAUUAAAACUUUCGAGUUGUGUGUAUUGUGUGCUGAGGUCCCUGCUCUAUUUUGCUGUCCCCAUUUGACGCUUCCUUGGCGGUGUACAACGUAACAGUACUAAUGUACAAAUGAUCGCAAUAAUUAAAGAAUAUCAAAACUGCUACUUGAAUUCGGGCACAGCAACACCUAACAUUGGGUGAUAUGAAGCAAACGUUUACGCUUGAUUAGAGUUCUUUUUGUGUACUCCUUUCAGUUCAUCUGAAGGACAAAGCUAUUUCGGGCUGAUACUAUGUUCUAAAACAAAUCGUAAAAUAACCUUGAUGUUCCGUUCACAGAAACCCCUUUUCUAUUCAGCUUUUAAGAGCAAACGGCAGACCCUUGAAGUCUUACCGUUGCAUUUAAAAACUGAACAGUUGACCGUUUUUUUCACUAAUUAAAAAACUGCGGAGGUGUUGGAAGGCGACGAUCCCGGGGUCGGGGCAUUUGCCCACUUUCUUCGUCCCCACCCCGGGGCAUUUAGACAGCCUAUGUGUCCCCACCCCGGGGAAUUUGCGCAUUU